Messenger RNA from Carica papaya (papaya), 1653 nucleotides. Its product is annotated as UDP-glucose iridoid glucosyltransferase-like. Gene Ontology annotation, molecular function: quercetin 7-O-glucosyltransferase activity; quercetin 3-O-glucosyltransferase activity. Lineage: Eukaryota; Viridiplantae; Streptophyta; Magnoliopsida; Brassicales; Caricaceae. The record is from RefSeq and is a predicted model, not a curated record.
UCAAUUUAUCUUGCUGAUAUAAAAAGUAGAAAGAUCAGAUAUUGACAAGAAUCAAUUAUUGUACAAUUCAACUGUGUUUGGAUUGGAUAGCCUCACAAUAUGGAUAAAAUAAAUUUUUUAGAAAGAAAGUCUGUGAAGAUUAAAAGAACAGGAAGCUGAAAUUUAUGCAUGAACACUUCAGAUAUAUAGUUUGUAGAUCUCGAAAUCAAGUAGCUGGAAUGGAGAAACAAUACCUGAAACUAGUCCUAGUUCUAUACCCAUUUCAGGGCCACAUCAAUCCCAUGUUACAAUUAGCCUCUGUUCUUCACUCACAUGGCUUCUCAAUCACAAUUUGUCACCCACAAUUCAACUCUCCGGAUCCAUCCACUCAUCCUCAUUUCGAAUUUAUCCCCUUACGCGCUGGAUUCACCCCACAAAAUGCCUUCAAAAGCUUGACAGAGUUCUUAAAGAUUCUGAAUGACAAGUCCAGAACUCCAUUCAUGGAUACCCUGGUUCAGAUCAUGGGAAAAGAGGAGCAGUCUGCUUGUCAUGUUAUCUAUGAUGGGUGUAUGUAUUUUGCAGCACAAGUGGCUAAUGAGUUGAAUCUACCAAGUUUUGUGUUUCACACUUUCAGUGCUGCUAAUCUCUUGAGGUACCUCGCUUAUCCUCAUCUUAGACAAGAAGGCCUUAUUCCCAUUCAAGAUUCAAAGCUACUAGAGCCAGUCCCUGAUCUAGAUCCUCUCAGAUUCAAAGACUUAUUCUUAGUCAGUAAUGAAGAUUUAGAUGCUUGGCUGAAUCUACUAUCUUCUUUCUGCGACAUAAAAUCAUCUUCAGCCAUGAUUUUCAACACUGCAGACCUCCUUGAACAACAGCCGUUAAAAAUUCUCAAAGAAAAAUUUCAAGUUCCAAUCUUUUCCAUCGGACCCAUCCACAAAAUCAGUCCACCAAUCUUCAGCAGCUUAGUAGAAGAAGAUACCAGUUGUAUAUCUUGGCUGGAUAUGCAAACUCCAAACUCCGUCUUGUACAUAAGCUUAGGAAGCUUAAAUUUCCUCAAUGAUACCGAGCUUACAGAAAUGGCGUGGGGUUUAGCCAACAGCAAGCAGCCAUUUUUGUGGGUGGUUCCGCCCGAAAAACUCGGUGGUUCCCGAUCGUUAGACUCGUUGCCUGAAGGCUUCGAGGAGGCGGUGGGAGAAAGGAGUUACCUGGUGAAGUGGGCGCCGCAGAAAAAAGUGCUUGCGCACGGCGCUGUGGGGGGGUUUUUGAGCCAUUGCGGGUGGAAUUCGACACUGGAGAGCAUAGGUGAAGGUGUUCCGAUGAUAUGCAGAGCGAGUUAUGGAGACCAGAAAGUGAAUGCGAGGUACUUGAGCCAUGUUUGGAGAGUGGGAGUGGAAUUGGAGAAGGGUUUGGAGAGAGAGAAAAUUGAAAGUGCUGUGAGGAGGUUAAUGAGGGAUGAAGAAGGGGAAGGGAUGAGGAAGAGAGCUUUGGAUCUCAAAGAGAUGAUUCGAAUCUGUGUGGGUGAUGGUGGAUCUUCUUCUGAAUCCAUUGCUGAAUUAGUCAAGCUUAUCAUGUCAUCAAAAUAAUACGCACACCAAGGAAAUGGUGAUUUACCCCCGGUUUGUACAGUAAUAAAUGAUACUUAAUUAAUGUAACGUAAUAAAAUUACGUUUAUUUUAA